UAUAAACGUUGCGUAGGCCUCAGUGGGUCAUGAGUUCUUACUGGAGUUUCGCAGAGCCAAAUUCAAACUAAGACUAGAUCCAAUAAUCAGCUGCCUCAAUAUGCAUAGAAUGUUGCUCUACACCUUGGUUAUCGUUGCCCUUGCUUUGGUUCAGGCCUGCCAAAUCCAUCAUAAUCUGACAUUUCCUGCUGCGCUCAAAGUUUCCGACUGUUCUGGCCACCAAAUCAGAUUUCUUAAUCGGAGUUUGACAAGGGAUCUGCCCACAUUAACCUCAGGCAUCUAUAUGUCUCCUCGGCUUGAACUUUGCUUUUAUGGCAAACCUUUUACGUUAGGCCACUAACCAUGCAUUGUUGUUGCUCUUGUUAUUGCUUAAAUAAAUUG
This is a messenger RNA of Drosophila rhopaloa, 381 nucleotides long. RefSeq lists its product as uncharacterized. Lineage: Eukaryota; Metazoa; Arthropoda; Insecta; Diptera; Drosophilidae. The transcript has 2 exons. Bases 101 to 340 code for a protein of 79 amino acids. The record is from RefSeq and is a predicted model, not a curated record.